UUUUAGGCAAAACAAUGAAAUCAAAUUCCCUGGACUCUGACCCAAAGAAUAUAUUCAGCUUUGUUUGAAUAUAUUUCAUUUUGCUUCCUUACCAAUUCUCAACACAACUCCAGAAUAACUGUUAUUAACUCUUAUUGAAUCUUAUUUUGUACUAAGCCUUGUUAAAUGUUUUACCUAUGAAUUGUGAUUUCAUUGUUACAGCAGACUUAUGAUAUAGAUGCUGUAUUACAGAUGAAGAAAUGAGGUUCAGAACCUGUGCUACACUGCCUCGUAGGCACAAUCCAUCUGAUAAAAGUAGUCCCUUGAAUCUCUCUUUCUGAAUUCCAGUCCCAGGACAGUGGAAAUACACAGUAUUGUGGUCAAAGAUAAACCAUUCUUGGCUCCAGCUGAGCUAAUGGUUUUAGAUAAGAAUAAAGAAUAUUUAUUAGAAAUAAAAAAUUUUGUAAGUAUAAAAUUAGACUAGGAAAAAGCUCCCGGUUGAAUUUUAUAUUUAUAAAAUUCUUCCUUUACUGAAGUUGAAAUCUUCUCCUUGAAAUUUCUGCUUGGUAUGGCCUCUCUGUUUGCCUCACAAGUGAAAUUUAAUCCUAAUGUUAUCUUACUUUCCAAGCAUAACCACACCAGUGGGCUGCUUUGUCAUGAGUUUAGUAUGGUGUCAGUAGAAACGAGACCAGCAGUCAUUAGGGUUACCUAAUUCAAAUCUUGACUCAUUUUGGGUACUUCCUACAAGAUUAGAAUAAUUAUCUUCCAAACCAAAAACAUACCCAAGGUUCCAUGGGAAAGGGUGUAGCUUCAACUCUUUAGGUGGCAAGAAAAUCAUUCUCUAACCUCUCAAAGGUCAGGAAUAGGGUCGAUGGUCCUUAAAGUUUGGUCUGGGGACCACUGGUUGCUGAACCUUUUGCAGGAGGUCUGAAAGGUCAGACCUGUUUUCACAAUACAUGUUAAGAAGUUACUGGCUUUUUUCUUGUCAUUCUUUUCCAAGUAUAUUUGACUAUACAACUUGCAAUGAUGUUCCUCUGAUAGUUAAUGCAAUUAUACUUAAUGUUUUAAAAGUUUGUCAGUUUUGAUUUCUAAUACAGUAAGUCUUCAACAGAUAGAACUCACAUAACAAAACACUUUUGGGAGUCCUUCAUAAUUUUUAAGAGUGUAAAGGAGGUUCUAAGACCAAAAGGUCUGGAAACUGCUCUUCUAGGUUUCAGAAUUAUGAGGCAUACAAAGACUCUUCAUCUGGAAGGGUUUAGAGGCAGUCUUAUCUAAUCCCCUUAUUUUACAGGUUUAGAAACUGAUUCUAGACAUUUAAGUUCUCAGACUAAUGUCACAGAAGCUAAUGCAUUACAGAGGUUAAUUGGAAGCCUGGUCUUAACACUCCCAGGUUAUCUUAAUGAGUUCAUGAGGAUGGCAUAUGGAUAAUGCACUUCAAAGGGUAUUGUAAAUAUUAACUAAGUUAAUACAGGUCAAAUGCGUACAUUAGCACUCAAUGCACAGCCAUUGAUCAAUAAAUGCUAGUGGUUCUGAUCAGAGAGAAUCUAACCUCUGCUUAAAUACCUUUAGUGAUCAGCAGCUUCCACUCCCUGAGUAACACGUUGCAUUUCUUGAUCAAUUACAUCUUUACAGAAUUCUUCCUUUACUGAAGUUGAAAUCUUCUUGAAAUUUCUACUUGGUAUGGCCUCUCUGUUUGCUACACAAAUGAAAUUUAAUCCUAAUUUUAUCUAGCUUAUUUUCCAAGUGUAACCACACCAAUUUCAUUAAAUGAUUCCCCAUGUGGCAUGACUUUAAACUCUGUCACCAUCCUAUUUGUUUUUCUCAAAGACCUCCAGUUGACUGUGCCUGUGAAAUUGUCCGUCUAUUAAUGUAAAUGUUUUUGUAAUUUUACAGAGCUCCCCACUGUAUUGUGUACAGUGUUAAAAUCGUUUUCUGAGAUUUCUUGACUCUGUUUUCCCAAGUUUCUUGUGGCCCUUCUCUUUCCUUUGUCUCUAUUCUGUGCGGUUUUUAUUUCACUCCCACAGUUUCUCAUUACUGUGAGGCCCUGUUAUGGAAUGAGAACCCUGGUUUUGAAAGUUCACAGAGGCUAGACUUCUCUUGUCCGUGUAGUCCUGGCUGAGGGCCCACUACACUUGUCUGUUAUCUGAGUGGGCAAAUGACCUACCAGUUUUCAUCUGCUGAGUGGCCGGUUAUUUGUGGAGGAUCCCCCUGUUGCAGGUCUGAUCUCUGUUGCUUCCUUUGGGAGGCCGAGGCGGGCAGAUCACCAGGUCAGGAGUUCGAGACCAGCCUGGCCAAUAUGGUGACACUCUCGUCUCUACUAAAAAUGAAAAAACUAGCAGGGCGUGGUGGCGUGCGCCUGUAGUCCCAGCUACUCUGGAGGCUGAGGCAGAAGAAUCGCUUGAACCCGGGAGGCGGAGGCUACAGUGAGCCGAGAUUGUGCCACUGCACUCCAGCCUGGGCAACAGAGCGAGACUGUUUUAAAAAAAAAAAAAAAAAAAAGUUCGUAGCCAUUAUCUCUGGAAAUAUUUACUCUUCCUCAUUCUUCUGCUUAUAUCUUUCUGGAACUCCAACUAGAUAUAUACUAGACCUUUGAUUCUAUUUUUCCACACCUCUUAACCUGUCUUGCUUAUUUAGUCAUACAUCUCUCAAGCUGCAUUCUUCCUUGGAGCUUUAUCUGUAGGAAUUCUUGAGCCUUGAGUUGAGUUUAUAUUGCUUCAGAGAAAACUAAGGUUUGCUUCAGCUAGUUGCCCAGGGACAUUACCACCUGGUUACCACUUUUAAUUAAGGUCACUGCUUGAGGUUUUCAGAGCGACACAGAGCCCUGUGUGAGGGCCUGCUUAUGGUUAUAAAUUCUUGGGGUGUAGGCAGGGGUGGGGAUCCUGCUUCUUUACCUGGAGCUAAAACUGAGACAGAAAAAUCCCUGACUGUCCAUUUUUGUGUGGUGGGUUUAUUUUCUGUUCACCCUGAACAAUGAUAGGUAUUCACCUUGUACAGCUCCCAGCUUUAUGUGGGUGUUUCCUAUUAGAGAACUAUCAUAUGUGGCCUUUGGCUUAUUUUGUUGCCUUCAGCACCUGUGCCAGUACAUAAGUUAGAAACCCCAGGUUUCCAAGUUUCGAAAAACUCUCAGGGCAAAAGUUCGUUUUCGCCUAUGCUUAGCUUCCAGGGUCCUUUGUACUUGGCCAUAUGGAUUUCUUUUUUUUUUUUUUCUUCAUGUCAACAUGGUGGUUAUAUUUAUCUAUCUGACCUACUCUUUUAAUUUUUGUUUUAUCUGGUAUUUUAAUUGUUUCAUCUGAGAAAGUUUUUCAUAGGAUCUGUUUUGUAGUUGGCCAUUCUACUAGGAGUUUAGGAGUUAUACUUAACUCCUUCCAGGGAAACCUUGGAAGAUUUUUACUAAGAAUACAAUAUUUAAAGUGGGUAUUGAAGUACUAUCAGGGUGAACCUGGGGUGGAGUAGGAAAACAAAACAAAACAUUACAAACGGGAAUAAUUAAGAGUUAGGAUAUGUGAGAUGUUUGGUUUUGCUGGGCUUAAAAUAGAAUUAUGGGGUAUGGAAUUGCUGCAAAUGAGGCAGGUUGUCUCAGAGAUGAGGCUCAAGAGAGGCCACAUGCAACUUUUGAGAGUCUUUGUGUGUCACAGUAAGGAAGAUGAACUUGUGAAAUCACCAAAGGGUGGAAUAUAUAAGGAGGAAGCUGACACUGUCAUAUCUAUGCCUUAGGAUGUUUAUUUUGGCAGCAGUGAAAACAAAGCAGGUAGACAAGAGUGGAGCAUUGCUCUUCAAAAUUUAGUCAUUGACUGGCAGUAAUGGCAUCAUCUGGGAGCUUGUUAGAAAUGCAGAAACUCAGGUCCCAUUUCAGAUUUACCAACUCAGAAUCUGCAUUUUAACAAGACUCCUAAGUGAUUCAUAUGCAUAGUCAGUUGAUGUCUGAACCAGUGACCUGCAGAGCCAGUGAUCUGCAAAGCAAGUGAACAUUAGCUUUAUUUUAAAUUUCAAGAAGUCUUAGUUUGCCUAGAGUACAUAUCAUUUGAUGUUCACAGUGUCACUUUAUUUGCCUAAUAACUAGCUGACUCUAGAUCCUUAGCAGCAUUAGAUUUAGUAUUUGAGGUUUUGACCCUACGUACCUUUGAUAUGUAGUGAUUUGUAACUUAUGAAUUAAAUUUGAAUCCCUUAACAUGUUGCUAAUUAUAAAACUCGAGUGUCUCUAGCAGACUAUUAAGAAAUUGAGCAGGUUUCGUUCUCCACUCAUUGUUAACACAUGCGGUAACUCACCAGGCACUUAAAACAAGUGGGCUGUGGUGCAGGGUACUUCUUGUUUAGUGACAGAAAUGAAAAGAUCUAAGAAUAUGAUGGUUUUAAACAAAUAUGAUAAGAGAUGGAGAGAGUUUUAAGUAAUAGAACUAUUCUAAGUUUUGGAUGUGUGGUUUAGUGUCUCUAGCUAUAUUUCUGUUUAAUGUCAAGUGCAUAAUAUAUUCGAACCAUUUUAUUUAUUAAAUUUAAUAAACAUUGAUUGUCCUGUUAGUCAAAGUUUCAGAAAAAUGCAAAAAGUCUUGUUCUCAAAGGAAUGCCCCCUGGACCAUGCACAUCAAAGUCGUGGCUUUGUGGGGGUGGCUGCUUGUGGGGGUAGAAAAUAUUAAAAAUGCAGAAACUGGUUCCUACUACCGAAUCCCAAUGUACAUUUUAAAAUAAGCAGCUUCCUGGCCAGGCACGGUGGCUUUCACCUGUAAUCCCAGUAUUUUGGGAGGCCGAGGCAGGAGGAUCACUUGAACUCAGGAGUUCAAGCCUGGGCAACAUAGUGGGACCCCCAUCUCUGCAAAAAAUGGAAAAAAAGAAAAAGCAUCUCCCAAGGAAUUCUGUCAGCAGGAAAGUUGUGUUUUUCCCCCUCAAAUCUGGAAACCAUAAUUGUUCCCUUUUUGACCUUUUACUGGAAUACAGCAUACACUGAGAAAAGUAAUAACACUCAAAUAAAAAAAUAGAACAUUACUUCUAUUCCAGAACCUCCUCUAGUGACUCCUUCUAGAAAAUAGUCUAGCACCUCACCCCUCCAAACACAAAUGUAACCACCAUAGUGACUUUUAACACCAUAGAUUAGUUUUGCCUUUUUUGAACUCUUUAAAGUGGAAUAAUACAGUUUAUACUGUCUGUUUUGUGGUGUUUUUGCUUAGCAUUAUGUCUGUAAAAUUUGUCUGUAUUGUUAGCUGCAGUUUGUCAUUCUCAUUCUCAUUGCUGUGUGGUUCUCUGUUGUUUAAAAGUACCAGUGGUAAAAUUAUCAUUUACAUGGUUUACCUCUGAUGGACCUUAGAGGUAUGGUGGUACCACUGAUAGGCACCAAAAUCAAGUUUGAUAACCACUGUUGUAUAUUAUUUGGGAAAAUGUGUACUCUUGACAUGUUUCGCAAAUUUUUAUUUCUCCAAUCUGAAAUUUAGAAAAUUAUAAUUUUAAAAUUAUCAAUAAAAAUUUACAAAGUUUUUACAAAUAUAAAACCACUGUUGUAUAUUAUUUGGGAAAAUGUGUACUCUUGACAUGUUUCGCAAAUUUUUAUUUCUCCAAUCUGAAAUUUAGAAAAUUAUACUUUUAAAAUUAUCAAUAAAAAUUUACAAAAUUUUACAAAAUUUACAAAAUAUUUUACAAAGUCAAAUAUUAUCUAAUAGCUCAACUAGCUGAUGCUAGAGUAAUACAGCCAUGUAAUACAGCAUUACCAACUUUUCUAAGUGGUCUAUAGCACUGAGGAAUUAAAUAGCAAAUAAGGGAAGCAUUUCUUUAUGAAAUCAUUUCUUUUAAUAAAUUAAAAAGAAACGAGAGUAUUAGAAUACCACCAUUUUGCCACCUUCAGUGUAUUAAUGGAUGGAGGCAGUGAAUAUCAACAGCUGCUAAAAUCAUAAGAAGGAAACCAGAUGCUAGAUGACACAUAGUGAAGUAACACAUUAUUAGACAAAGGAACAAACCAAGUUCAAUAAAGCCUCUGGAUCCAGCUUCCAAUUUGCCACAAAUAAAGAGACCAGAUGAAUAUGCUGAAUUGCGUUAUGUGUAAAUAAUCAGUCAAAUCUACACUACUAAAAGCCAGAUCAAACAUAAAUUUUAAGAAAAAGAAAAGAAUGGAAAAUAAACCUGUAGAUUAAAAGAGACUGAAUAGAAGUAGCAACUCUUCUUAAAAAUGGUCAGGAUUAAAUAAUAGUUAUCUAGGGAGGCUUACUUAGCUGAUAAAAUGAUAAAUACAGGAUGUAAUUAAGAAUAAUUUAAAAGAAGUGAGUUACUUAGAGGAAGGGAACGACUUCCUCUAAGUUCAGUCAAGGCUACGACUGAAUCAGAGCACUUGGAGGAGCUUCUGGGCUCGCUGGCAAAUUGCUGUGUGGUGGUCACAAGAAUGUAUUCUCUUAAUAUGCUAAGGUAUAAAGUUUUUGUAUAGUUUUCUGUAUCUGUAUUUUAUUUUACUCUAAAGGAAGUAGUUUUUUAAAAAAGAUUAUAGAUCUGCUAAUCUAAUAUAAACUCCCCUAGAGCUUCAUCAGUAAUAGUCUAGUGUCAUCUGGAUUAUCUUCAGCAAUCAUUUCCAUUCUAAAUUGUCAUAGUAAGUGUCAUCUCAAAGCAGAAAGAGACAGAGAGUUUGACAAAGUGUCUUAAAAUGCCUGAUGUCUGUCUUAAUGAUUCUAAUAGAAACUCUUCAGUACAAUACUCAGACUUACUGCACUUACAACUACAUAAUGGCUUAUAAAUUUGGGAAACUCAACAGAUUUGGGAAUACAACACAUAUCUUGAAGCCAGUUAAUUUACUUUUUACAUGCCUCUUCACUAUUCCACUACCAGUGUGCAACUGGUAAUUCAGUUGAAUUCAUAAAGAAUUCACUGAGCUUUUCUGAAUUUCUUCUGAUUUCAAGAGGCUAGAAGAAUUCAGAUUAUAAAGCAUCAGGUUAUCACUUUUACUAUAUAGGCACACCGUGGUUUAUUGCACUUUGCUUAUGAUUUUUUUUUUUUAAGCAAAUUGAAGGGUUGGAGCAAUCCUGUGUUGAGCAAGUCUCUUGGUGCCAUUUUCCAGCAGCUCACUGUGUGUCUCUGUGUCCCAUUUUGGUAAUUCUGGCAAUAUUUCAAUCUUUUUCAUUAUUAUUAUACCUGUUAUGGUUAUCUAUGAUCAGCGAUCUCUUUUAUGUUACUAUCAUAAUUGUUUGGGGAUGCCAUGAACCACACCCAUAGAAGAAUAAAAGAUGGCAAACUGAAUAAAUGUUGUAUGUAUUCUGACCACUCCACCAACCAGCUGUUCCCAUCUCUCUUUCCUCAGGCCUUCUUGUUCCCUGAGACACAACAUUGAAAUUAUGCCAAUUAAUAACCCUACAGUGGCUUCUAAGUGUUCAAGUGAAAAGAAGAGUUGCAUGUCUCUCAUUUUAAAUCAAAAGCUAGAAAUGAUUAGUGAAGAAGGCAUGGUGAAAGCAGAAACAGGGCAAAAGCUAGGCCUUUUGUGCCAAACAUCCAAGUUAAUGUGAAAACCUUUGCAUCUUCUGAUAGUCUAGCCAAGGUCCAAGAAGUAGCAAGCUGGCUUUUGGAAAUGAAUCAGGAACUGCUCUCUGUGGGCAGCAAAAGACGACGAACUGGAGGCUCUCUGAGAGGUAACCCUUCCUCAAGCCAGGUAGAUGAAGAACAGAUGAAUCGUGUGGUAGAGGAGGAACAGCAACAGCAACUCAGACAACAAGAGGAGGAGCACACUGCAAGGAAUGGUGAAGUUGUUGGAGUAGAACCUAGACCUGGAGGCCAAAGUGAUUCCCAGCAAGGACAAUUGGAAGAAAACAAUAAUAGAUUUAUUUCGGUAGAUGAGGACUCCUCAGGAAACCAAGAAGAACAAGAGGAAGAUGAAGAACAUGCUGGUGAACAAGAUGAGGAGGAUGAGGAGGAGGAGGAGAUGGACCAGGAGAGUGACGAUUUUGAUCAGUCUGAUGAUAGUAGCAGAGAAGAUGAACAUACACAUACUAACAGUGUCACAAACUCCAGUAGUAUUGUGGACCUGCCCGUUCACCAACUCUCCUCCCCAUUCUAUACAAAAACAACAAAAAUGAAAAGAAAGUUGGACCAUGGUUCUGAGGUCCGCUCUUUUUCUUUGGGAAAGAAACCAUGCAAAGUCUCAGAAUAUACAAGUACCACUGGGCUUGUACCAUGUUCAGCAACACCAACAACUUUUGGGGACCUCAGAGCAGCCAAUGGCCAAGGGCAACAACGACGCCGAAUUACAUCUGUCCAGCCACCUACAGGCCUCCAGGAAUGGCUAAAAAUGUUUCAGAGCUGGAGUGGACCAGAGAAAUUGCUUGCUUUAGAUGAACUCAUUGAUAGUUGUGAACCAACACAAGUAAAACAUAUGAUGCAAGUGAUAGAACCCCAGUUUCAACGAGACUUCAUUUCAUUGCUCCCUAAAGAGUUGGCACUCUAUGUGCUUUCAUUCCUGGAACCCAAAGACCUGCUACAAGCGGCUCAGACAUGCCGCUACUGGAGAAUUUUGGCUGAAGACAACCUUCUCUGGAGAGAGAAAUGCAAAGAAGAGGGGAUUGAUGAACCAUUGCACAUCAAGAGAAGAAAAGUAAUAAAACCAGGUUUCAUACACAGUCCAUGGAAAAGUGCAUACAUCAGACAGCACAGAAUUGAUACUAACUGGAGGCGAGGAGAACUCAAAUCUCCUAAGGUGCUGAAAGGACAUGAUGAUCAUGUGAUCACAUGCUUACAGUUUUGUGGUAACCGAAUAGUUAGUGGUUCUGAUGACAACACUUUAAAAGUUUGGUCAGCAGUCACGGGCAAAUGUCUGAGAACAUUAGUGGGACAUACAGGUGGAGUAUGGUCAUCACAAAUGAGAGACAACAUCAUCAUUAGUGGAUCUACAGAUCGGACUCUCAAAGUGUGGAAUGCAGAGACUGGAGAAUGUAUACACACCUUAUAUGGGCAUACUUCCACUGUGCGUUGUAUGCAUCUUCAUGAAAAAAGAGUUGUUAGCGGUUCUCGAGAUGCCACUCUUAGGGUUUGGGAUAUUGAGACAGGCCAGUGUUUACAUGUUUUGAUGGGUCAUGUUGCAGCAGUCCGCUGUGUUCAAUAUGAUGGCAGGAGGGUUGUUAGUGGAGCAUAUGAUUUUAUGGUAAAGGUGUGGGAUCCAGAGACUGAAACCUGUCUACACACGUUGCAGGGGCAUACUAAUAGAGUCUAUUCAUUACAGUUUGAUGGUAUCCAUGUGGUGAGUGGAUCUCUUGAUACGUCAAUCCGUGUUUGGGAUGUGGAGACAGGGAAUUGCAUUCACACGUUAACAGGGCACCAGUCGUUAACAAGUGGAAUGGAACUCAAAGACAAUAUUCUUGUCUCUGGGAAUGCAGAUUCUACAGUUAAAAUCUGGGAUAUCAAAACAGGACAGUGUUUACAAACAUUGCAAGGUCCCAACAAGCAUCAGAGUGCUGUGACCUGUUUACAGUUCAACAAGAACUUUGUAAUUACCAGCUCAGAUGAUGGAACUGUAAAACUAUGGGACUUGAAAACGGGUGAAUUUAUUCGAAACCUAGUCACAUUGGAGAGUGGGGGGAGUGGGGGAGUUGUGUGGCGGAUCAGAGCCUCAAACACAAAGCUGGUGUGUGCAGUUGGGAGUCGGAAUGGGACUGAAGAAACCAAGCUGCUGGUGCUGGACUUUGAUGUGGACAUGAAGUGAAGAGCAGAAAAGAUGAAUUUGUCCAAUUGUGUAGACGAUAUACUCCCUGCCCUUCCCCCUGCAAAAAGAAAAAAAGAAAAGAAAAAGAAAAAAAAUCCCUUGUUCUCAGUGGUGCAGGAUGUUGGCUUGGGGCAACAGACUGAAAAGACCUACAGACUAAGAAGGAAAAGAAGAAGAGAUGACAAACCAUAACUGACAAGAGAGGCGUCUGCUGUCUCAUCACAUAAAAGGCUUCACUUUUGACUGAGGGCAGCUUUGCAAAAUGAGACUUUCUAAAUCAAACCAGGUGCAAUUAUUUCUUUAUUUUCUUCUCCAGUGGUCAUUGGGCAGUGUUAAUGCUGAAACAUCAUUACAGAUUCUGCUAGCCUGUUCUUUUACCACUGACAACUAGACACCUAGAAAGGAACUGCAAUAACAUCAAAACAAGUACUGGUUGACUUUCUAAUUAGAGAGCAUCUGCAACAAAAAGUCAUUUUUCUGGAGUGGAAAAGCUUAAAAAAAUUACUGUGAAUUGUUUUUGUACAGUUAUCAUGAAAAGCUUUUUUUUUUUUUUUUUUUUUUUUUUUUUUGCCAACCAUUGCCAAUGUCAAUCAAUCACAGUAUUAGCCUCUGUUAAUCUAUUUACUGUUGCUUCCAUAUACAUUCUUCAAUGCAUAUGUUGCUCAAAGGUGGCAAGUUGUCCUGGGUUCUGUGAGUCCUGAGAUGGAUUUAAUUCUUGAUGCUGGUGCUAGAAGUAGGUCUUCAAAUAUGGGAUUGUUGUCCCACCCCUGUACUGUACUCCCAGUGGCCAAACUUAUUUAUGCUGCUAAAUGAAAGAAAGAAAAAAAGCAAAUUAUUUUUUUUUAUUUUUUUUCUGCUGUGACGUUUUAGUCCCAGACUGAAUUCCAAAUUUGCUCUAGUUUGGUUAUGGAGAAAAGACUUUUUGCCACUGAAACUUGAGCCAUCUGUGCCUCUAAGAGGCUGAGAAUGGAAGAGUUUCAGAUAAUAAAGAGUGAAGUUUGCCUGCAAGUAAAGAAUUGAGAGUGUGUGCAAAGCUUAUUUUCUUUUAUCUGGGCAAAAAUUAAAACACAUUCCUUGGAACAGAGCUAUUACUUGCCUGUUCUGUGGAGAAACUUUUCUUUUUGAGGGCUGUGGUGAAUGGACGAACGUACAUCGUAAAACUGACAAAUUAUUUUAAAAAUAUAUAAAACACAAAAUUAAAAUAAAGUUGCUGGUCAGUCUUAGUGUUUUACAGUAUUUGGGAAAACAACUGUUACAGUUUUAUUGCUCUGAGUAACUGACAAAGCAGAAACUAUUCAGUUUUUGUAGUAAAGGCGUCACAUGCAAACAAACAAAAUGAAUGAAAAAGUCAAAUGGUUUGCCUCAUUCUCCAAGAGCCACAACUCAAGCUGAACUGUGAAAGUGGUUUAACACUGUAUCCUAGGUGAUCUUUUUUUCCUCCUUCCGUUUAUUUUUUUGUUUGUUUUAUUUAUAGUCUGAUUUAAAACAAUCAGAUUCAAGUUGGUUAAUUUUAGUUAUGUAACAACCUGACAUGAUGGAGGAAAACAACCUUUAAAGGGAUUGUGUCUAUGGUUUGAUUCACUUAGAAAUUUUAUUUUCUUAUAACUUAAGUGCAAUAAAAUGUGUUUUUUCAUGUUA
Messenger RNA from Pongo pygmaeus (Bornean orangutan), 11269 nucleotides. It is a transcript of the gene FBXW7, whose product is annotated as F-box and WD repeat domain containing 7. Gene Ontology annotation, molecular function: ubiquitin binding. The transcript is spliced from 12 exons. The record is from RefSeq and is a predicted model, not a curated record. Bases 7508 to 9631 code for a protein of 707 amino acids. Gene Ontology annotation, cellular component: cytoplasm; nucleus. Lineage: Eukaryota; Metazoa; Chordata; Mammalia; Primates; Hominidae. Gene Ontology annotation, biological process: ubiquitin recycling; proteasome-mediated ubiquitin-dependent protein catabolic process.